Dictyostelium purpureum is the source of this 330-nucleotide messenger RNA. RefSeq lists its product as uncharacterized. NCBI's taxonomy places the organism in Eukaryota, Evosea, Eumycetozoa, Dictyosteliales, Dictyosteliaceae. The transcript is spliced from 3 exons. Bases 1 to 330 code for a protein of 109 amino acids. The record is from RefSeq and is a predicted model, not a curated record.
AUGUGUGGUUCAAAUAGUGGUUCAAAUAGUCCAAGUAAUCAGGCAAGUAGUGGCCCAAGUGGUAUUUCAUAUCUUAAUUCAAAUGUUGGUUCAAGUAACCGGUCAACUAGAGGUUCAAGUGUUAACUCGCGUCGUAUUUUAAAUGUUGGUUCAAGUAACUGGUUAAAUAGUGGUUCAUGUGGUAGUUUACAUCGAAGUUCAAAUGUUGGUUCAAAUAAUGGGUCAUAUGGGUCAAGUGGUGGUUCAAGUGGUAAUUUUCAUUGUAAUUCAAAUGUUGGUUCAAGUAACCGGUCAAAUGGUAGUCAAUUGUAUCAAGGUUGUAAUAUAUAG